Molecule: messenger RNA, 1279 nt
Organism: Oncorhynchus kisutch (coho salmon)
Lineage: Eukaryota; Metazoa; Chordata; Actinopteri; Salmoniformes; Salmonidae
Product: germ cell-specific gene 1-like protein
Exons: 3
Coding region: 66-575 (169 amino acids)
Cellular component (GO): plasma membrane
Source: RefSeq, a predicted model, not a curated record
UCCUGUGGCUGUGCAUCACAGCUGAGUGUCUCUACCUCAUCCUGCUGUUCACAGGUGGUGUACUCAUGUGGUUAGAGCUGUGUCCUUGCCUCAGCGUCAUGAACAAGCUGAAGCUCAACGCCUUUGCUGCCAUGUUCACCGCCCUGUCAGGCCUUUUGGGGAUGGUUGCCCACAUGAUGUUCACCACGGCCUUUCAGCUGGCUGUGGCUAUGGGUCCGGAGGACUGGAGGCCCAAGACCUGGGACUACAGCUGGUCCUACAUCUUAGCAUGGGGCUCCUUCGCCACCUGCAUGGCUUCUGCAGUGACAGCACUGAACAGGUACACCAAGACCAUCGUAGAGUUCAAGUACAAGCGGCGGAACAUUGAGAAGAACCUGAGGAUCAAGCAGAAGCUGCUGGAGAUGGACCUGCCAGAGCAGAUGUGGGACAUGUACCUGACGGCUGUGCCUGCAAGGGGAGAAGGAAAUGCUGGGCCUCUGGACCUCCCUGUCAAUGGGCACAAACCCUCCACUGGAGCAGCCUAUGUAAUGGGCCUGGACAGCAUGACAGAAUCACAGGGAGAGGCCUACUGCUAAGACAGUGGUCACCAACCCUGGGCCUGCAGGGCCCCAUUCCAAUACUGUUAGAAUGUACCUUCCAUCCUCCCUUCAUUGAGGUUAUGACUGCUCCAACAUGAUUGGAUAAGUUCAAAACUCAAAGGGAAGGAAGAAAGGAUGCAUUUUCACAGUAUCAGAACAGGGCCUAGGAGAUCUAUAAGGCUUUACAAGACCAGGCUUGGUGACCUCUUCAUUAAAAUGACCAAAAAUUGGCUCUCAUAUACAGGAUCCCAAACUCACUGGACUAUAUAGGGCAUAAUGGAUCCCAUUGAGAAGAUCAUUACUAAUAUUAUGGCCAAAGGAACAUGGAGCUGACUGAAUAAACAACACUUGUCCUCAACUUCCUCCUGUAUGUUUCUAGAGCCAAGGCCAUGACUAUUCUUAUCAUUACUGUUAUUCUGGAGCAGAUGGUAAAGCUGUUUUUAUAAGCUAUGUUAGUAGUUUUGUUGCCUCAUUUGGCAUGGGGCUGCAAAUAUCAGCCAAGUCUAGUUGCCAUAUGGAUGCUUGGUGUACAGACGGCUAUUUCCAACACGUACAGUAGGUUACAAUAUGGUGCUUAUGUUUAUAUGUGCUGUAUGUAAGUUUGUGUUUGAGAGAAAGUUGGAUCUUAAUAUUUGCUUCAGAAUGUAAUGAAGAAAAAGCAGCACCCAUAAACAUACACAGGAAAUGUAUUGAACACAAAC